UGCCGCCUGCUCCUCGUCCUUCUCUUGCUGCCUCCACUCGCCGCCUCGUCCCGGCCCCGCGCCUGGGGGGCUGCUGCACCCAGCGCUCCGCAUUGGAAUGAAACUGCAGAAAAAAAAUUGGGAGUCCUGGCAGAUGAAGAUAAUACAUUGCAACAGAAUAGCAGCAGUAAUAUCAGUAACAGCAAUACAAUGCAGAAAGAAAUAACACUGCCUUCAAGACUCAUAUAUUAUAUCAACCAAGACUCAGAAAGCCCUUACCAUGUUCUUGACACAAAGGCAAGACACCAGCAAAAACAUAACAAGGCUGUCCAUCUGGCCCAGGCAAGCUUCCAGAUUGAAGCCUUUGGCUCCAAAUUCAUUCUUGACCUCACACUGAACAAUGGUUUGCUAUCUUCUGAUUAUGUGGAGAUUCACUACGAAAAUGGGAAGCCACAGUAUUCUAAGGGUGGGGAGCACUGUUACUAUCAUGGGAGCAUCCGAGGAGUCAAGGAUUCCAGAGCCGCUCUGUCGACCUGCAAUGGACUUCAUGGUAUGUUCGAAGAUAAUUCCUUUGUAUACAUGAUAGAACCGAUGGAGCUGAUUCAUGAUGAGAAAAGCACAGGUCGACCACAUAUAAUCCAGAAAACCUUGACAGGCCAAUACUUUAAGCAAAUGAAGAAUCUCAGCAGAGAAGGCGGUGACCAGUGGCCCCUUCUACCUGAGUUACAGUGGCUGAAAAGGCGGAGAAAGAGAGCGGCGAAUCCAUCUCGUGGUGUGUUUGAAGAAAUGAAGUAUUUGGAACUUAUGAUUGUCAAUGAUCACAAAACGUAUAAGAAGUAUCGCUCCUCUCAUGCGCACACCAACAACUUUGCAAAGUCUGUGGUCAACCUUGUGGAUUCCAUUUAUAAGGAACAGCUCAACACCAGGGUGGUCCUCGUAGCUGUAGAGACCUGGACGGAGAAGGAUCACAUCGACAUCACCACCAACCCGGUGCAGAUGCUCCAUGAUUUCUCCAAAUACCGGCAGCGUAUCAAACAGCACGCUGACGCUGUGCACCUCAUCACGCGUAUGACAUUCCACUAUAAAAGAAGCAGCCUGAGCUACUUUGGAGGUGUCUGUUCUCGCACAAGGGGAGUUGGUGUGAAUGAGUAUGGUCUUCCAAUGGCAGUGGCACAAGUAUUAUCGCAGAGCCUGGCUCAAAACCUUGGAAUCCAAUGGGAACCUUCUAGCAGAAAGCCAAAAUGUGACUGCACAGAAUCCUGGGGUGGCUGCAUCAUGGAGGAAACAGGGGUAUCCCAUUCCCGAAAGUUCUCAAAGUGCAGCAUUUUGGAAUACAGAGAUUUUUUACAGAGAGGGGGUGGAGCUUGUCUUUUCAAUAGGCCAACAAAGCUAUUUGAGCCGACAGAAUGUGGAAAUGGAUAUGUAGAAGCUGGAGAAGAAUGUGACUGUGGUUUCCACGUGGAAUGCUAUGGCUUGUGCUGUAAGAAAUGUUCUCUCUCCAACGGAGCCCACUGCAGUGAUGGGCCCUGCUGCAACAAUACUUCGUGUCUCUUUCAGCCACGAGGGUAUGAAUGUCGGGAUGCUGUGAAUGGGUGUGAUAUUACUGAAUAUUGUACUGGAGACUCUGGCCAGUGCCCACCAAAUCUUCAUAAGCAAGACGGAUAUGCAUGCAAUCAAAACCAGGGCCGCUGCUACAACGGGGAAUGCAAGACCCGAGACAACCAGUGCCAGUACAUCUGGGGAACAAAGGCUUCAGGGUCUGACAAGUUCUGUUAUGAAAAGCUGAAUACAGAAGGCACCGAAAAGGGAAACUGUGGGAAGGAUGGAGACCGGUGGGUCCAGUGCAGCAAACAUGAUGUGUUCUGUGGAUUUUUACUCUGUACCAACCUUACUCGCACUCCUCGUAUUGGCCAACUUCAGGGUGAGAUCAUCCCAACUUCCUUCUACCACCAAGGACGGGUCAUUGACUGCAGUGGUGCUCAUGUGGUUUUAGAUGAUGAUACAGAUGUGGGUUAUGUGGAAGAUGGAACGCCAUGUGGCCCAUCUAUGAUGUGUUUAGAUCGGAAAUGUCUACAGAUUCAGGCCCUAAACAUGAGCAGCUGCCCCCUGGAUUCCAAGGGUAAAGUCUGUUCAGGCCAUGGGGUGUGUAGUAAUGAAGCCACCUGCAUCUGUGAUUUCACCUGGGCGGGAACAGACUGCAGCAUCCGGGAUCCGGUUAGGAACCUUCACCCCCCCAAGGAUGAAGGACCUAAGGGUCCUAGUGCCACCAAUCUCAUAAUAGGCUCCAUCGCUGGUGCCAUCCUGGUAGCAGCUAUUGUCCUUGGGGGCACAGGAUGGGGAUUUAAAAAUGUCAAGAAGAGGAGGUUCGAUCCGACUCAGCAAGGCCCCAUCUGAGCCGGCGGCCCUGGACGAGCGGCACCGCGCGCUGCUGAGUUUCCGGUAUGACGUCGGCGCCGCCAUGUUGCCAGAACUAAGUCUGUAAACGAGAACACUGGAUGGUAAUGACUACGGAACCGAAGUUGGGGUGACCGGGAUGGGGCAAAAAAAAACUGUCCUUUUGGGAAAUAAUUUCAAAGAACCCCUGCCACCAUCAUCUGUUACUAAACGGGGGCAAAAGACAAUGUUUUAAAAAGAACUAUUUCAGAUUUUUUUUUUCUAACUAAAGGAGGAAGGAACAACAACAAUAAAAAAUAAAAAGGGCAAUAAAAGAACCAUGAAAAAAUAGCAAAUGAUUUUUUUUCUUUCCUCAGCCUGCUGGCACUUAAUAUCUUAUAAAUGAUUUGGCAUGAUUUAUUUUUCAUUUCCUAUCAAUGACACACUCCACUGGCAUGAAGAUCUAAUUUUCGAAAGGGUAAAAACUGCAUGGCAUAUAUACAACAAGCAGCUAGCAAGCCAAUCCGCAGCAAAACCUGCAACCGAAAUGCUAAAGUGAAGAUGACAGAUAAACACUCAGAAGCUGCCCGACCUCCACACGCCCUAGUCUAGGACCGGCCAUGAGGAGACCCCGCUGGCCUCUGCUCUUGUCGACUCCCUUUCCCAUUGUUUUUUCUCCUGGACUGAUAAUCCUCUGGAAAUGGGAGCUGGAAUUUGAAUAAUGAUGCUACUGUAUAGUUCUUUUAUAAUUGUAAAUAUGGAAAUAGAUUUUGACACGCCAUUUUCACUUGUCUGUAUGGAGAUAUUUUUCUUGUAAAGGUUCUCUGUAAAUUUGAGUUUGCCUUUUGCUCCCCAUCAUUUUCGUUUCUUUUCUCUUUUUUUCCAUCUUUGUCCUUUUCUCUUGUAAGAUGUUGUACAGUGAUUGUUGGGUUUGCUUACAAAAGACAGAUGCAGCUACAGAGCCAGGGAGUUUGGGCACAAAACAGGUGCAAAAGAACAAAACAGGUAAAAGUGAAAGACUUGAGUGAAAUGAAAUGUUUGAAACCAAAAACAAAAAAGGGGGGGAACAAAAAAUUUUAAAAAUAGCCCACAUUAAAAACACAAAAUUUAUGUAAAUGCAAAUGUAUUUCCUGACAAGUCUAUAAAUUUUUUUGAUGUCAUUAUGAACAUAUGUAUAUAAUGUAAGAAAGUAGACACCCUCUCAAAUUAAUCACAAAAGUGCCAAGCUCAUGAUUUUAGUUUUUGGUUUUGAUAGUUUUCUUUCCCUAUCUUUAAUGUGAAAGGGGGAUAAACUUAAAGCCUUAAAUUAAAAAAAUAAUUUUUAAAUGUUGGACAUUUGGGAGAAAAGUUAAGUUUCCAUUUUGUUCAUUUCUAUUAUUGUCAAUAUUUCAUUCAUGCUUCCUAUCUCUCUAUGGUAUGUAUAUAUGUGUGUGUAUAUACAUAUAUACAUAUAAACACACACACACAUAUAUAUAUAUAGUAUAUAUAUGUGCCUAUAUAUGCAUAUAUAUAUGGUAGAACCCCGCUAUAAAACUGGUAAUAGAGACAGAAGCCAGUCACCUCUUGUGAGCAUUGUUCUAGUGGACUUUAAUUCUGUGUGUUCUGUUUUCAAAAAUCCUUGUUCAGUCCGAUAGUGUGUUACUGGUUUGGAUUAUAAUGGGAUUCUAUGAUAUAUAAAGUCACCUUCUUUUCCCUCCAGGCAGAUUUGCAGGUGUAAUCUGGGUUUCUAGUUCCUUUGAGGUUACUUCACUUGCACCGAAUUAAUCUUCCAUGAGUGGUCAAGAUAGCAUCUGUUAAAGUAUUUAAUAAAUACAGAUUGAGAAAUUUGGCCCCAGCUUCACUCUGAAAGUAAAGACUUACAUAUGGCCCCUCCAGUGAGCAUCCAUUUUAGAGCCUUACUGAAGAUCUCAAGUAGCACCCCCUCUGUUAGGACCAGAACCUGCAAGUGUGCUAGUCACUGCUUCGCCAUAGCCAAGCCAGUGGUUGGAUCUCCCUUCUGCCCACUUUCAGCAAGAUUUGUCACACUAGUCCCAACUUUUGCUUUAAUUUUGAAAGGGAUUAUGACCUUAAAAUGUGCUACUUAGGGCCCUCCCUGGUGGCGCAACAGGUUAGAGCGCAGCAUUGCAAGCUAGCUGCAGCUGCUUCAGUGUGAGU
Condylura cristata (star-nosed mole) is the source of this 4506-nucleotide messenger RNA. RefSeq names its product ADAM metallopeptidase domain 23 (gene ADAM23). NCBI's taxonomy places the organism in Eukaryota, Metazoa, Chordata, Mammalia, Eulipotyphla, Talpidae. Gene Ontology annotation, molecular function: metalloendopeptidase activity. The record is from RefSeq and is a predicted model, not a curated record. The transcript is spliced from 26 exons. The coding region runs from base 190 to 2373 and encodes 727 amino acids. Gene Ontology annotation, cellular component: presynaptic membrane. Gene Ontology annotation, biological process: proteolysis.